UAAGAAGCGGCGGCGGCGUAUUCGAACGGAGAGCUGGAGAUGCUCCUGCGGUUUAGGUCUGUUGAUUGAUUAUUUGAGGAUAGAGAAAAUAACAGCUAAUCGCAUCCUUUGGGAAAAAAACAACGCAUACAAGACAAUUUCACUUCUGUUACUGCCACUUGCUUUAUGCUUCAAUGCCUAUCUACAAAGUUCCAAACGUAAGCCAUGUCAGAACUCUUAGCACUUCUGCACAACAACAUCCCCACCAAAAUGCUUAUAUUAGGGACAGAUUUCGAGAACAAUGUACACCAGAUGUGUCGGGAAAUGAGCAGGAAAACUCACUGUCCCAGUCCUUGAAUAAGACGAAAGAAAUCAAUCGGACCUAUGUGCUUUCGACUUGUAACAAGCUGGCGGGUGCUUCCCCUGCCCUUAAAAAUGGAGGCAAGUUGACCCUUCAGAGAAGAACGGUGACAAGCAAAGAACAAUCCAGUAUAAAUGCAACAUGCGAUAGUGAAAAUACACAGACAGAAAAAAGACUCACCCUGCAGCGCCGUCAGAGGAUUGGAUCAACGGAGACUUCCAAAACAAACAAUGCCAAUGAGGCGAGAGGAGGAAACAUUGCACUUUUAUUGCAGAAAAACAACACAACUUUGAUUCCAGCAAAAAGGAAUAGCAACGAUCCUCCAUCUGUUAAGACUGGUCCUCAGUCGCUUACACCCUGCAGGGAUGUAAAGCUAAAUCCCAGUAUGAAAAAUAAUGUGUCUUUGGAUCCAAAUGGCUAUAGGAGCUACACGCCUCUGAAACACAGGACACUAAGUACUGAUUCCGAGAGUGAAAACGUAUCUCGAUUCUCCCUUUUCACUCCAGCAAAACCUGAUAAUAAGACAUCUGCUGUUAAGUGCACCAGAGAAAGGAAUUUCCAUAAGGAAAAUGGAAUAGUCAACUUGCAAGAUGAUGAUCUUAAAAAUAAAAAUUUGGAAAGACAGAAAACGCCAAGAAAAGGAAUGACAGAUGGACCUAAAUUUACCCCCAAAUGUACGCCUGUUCAGCAUGUUCAGACUUCUACUACCUUCGCUAUGAGAAAUAAGACAUUGAGCUCUGAAACAACAUCACAUGCUCUCAGUAUUAAAAAUGGAAGGGUGCAAGAAAAUACUAGAUCUAUCCAACAAAUGUCUGUGCUGCAAGACGAUACUCCGAAGCAGGACACAUGCAUUACAGACGACCCCUUCAAAAUUGAAAAUAGUAAAGUUACUGUGGCUGUGAGAGUCCGCCCCUUCAGCGACAGAGAGAAAAAUGAAGAAAAGUUCCAGAUCAUUUCCAUGGCUGGCCAAGAGACUGUUGUAAACCACCCAAACACAAAACAAACCUACAGUUUCAGCUUUGAUUAUUCCUUCUGGUCUUUCGAUAAGAGCCAUAACUUUGCAGGCCAAGAGAUGGUCUAUCAGUCCUUGGCAAUUCCUCUCUUAGAAAGGGCCUUUGAAGGAUACAACACCUGCCUUUUUGCAUAUGGACAGACUGGUUCUGGAAAGUCAUACACCAUGAUGGGCUUCGAGAACGAUGAACGAGGGAUAACACCGAGAUUCUGUGAAGAUCUCUUUAAACGAAUAGAAGAAGCAGAAACCCAACAGAUAGCUUAUCAUCUUGAAAUGAGUUAUUUUGAAGUUUACAAUGAAAAAAUUCAUGACUUGCUCGUCUUCAGACGGGAAACUGGACAGAAGAAAGAACCUCUCCGUGUGAGAGAACAUCCAGUCUUUGGGCCAUAUGUGGAAGACCUGACAGUGAAUGUUGUUACCUCUUAUUCAGAUAUUCAGCGUUGGCUUCAGUUAGGAAAUAAGCACAGAGCGACGGCGGCCACAGGAAUGAACGACAAGAGUUCUCGGUCUCAUUCUGUUUUUACCCUGGUGAUGACGCAAACAAAGACAGAUAUUGUGGAAAAGAAGGAACAUGAUCAUAGAAUUAUCAGUCGUGUUAAUCUAGUAGACCUUGCAGGUAGUGAACGCUGCUCUGCAGCUCGGACUAGUGGAGAAAGAUUGAAGGAAGGCGUGAGUAUAAACAAAUCCCUUUUAACUCUGGGGAAAGUUAUUUCUGCUCUUUCAGAGCAAAAUCAGAACAAGAAGAAGGUAUUCAUUCCAUACCGCGAAUCUGUCCUUACAUGGCUAUUAAAAGAAAGUCUUGGUGGAAAUUCGAAAACUACUAUGAUUGCCACAGUUAGCCCUGCUGCCAGAAAUGUAGAGGAAACUCUUAGUACUCUUCGCUAUGCUCAGCAAGCUUGUUACAUAGUCAACAUUGCCAAAGUAAAUGAGGACAUCAAUGCUAAAUUAAUUCAAGACUUGAAAGCGGAAAUUGAGAAACUGAAAUUGGCUCAAAAGAAUCUUCAGAAUGUGGAUCCUGAAAAACAGAGAGCUUAUGUUCAAGAAAUAACAUCCCUAAGAAUGAAACUCCACCAUCAAGAGAGAGAGAUGGCUGAGAUGCAAAGGGCUUGGAAAGAAAAACUUGAACAAGCAGAGAAGAAGAAAUUCGAGGAAACGAUGGAGUUACAGAAAGCAGGUAUUACGUUCAAGGUGGACAACAGCCUGCCUAACUUGGUCAAUCUCAGUGAAGAUCCCCAACUCUCUGAGAUGUUGCUUUACAUGAUUAAGGAAGGACAAACGACUGUUGGAAGGUGCAAGCCAAAUUCACGCCAUGAUAUUCAGCUCUCUGGCAUCUUAAUUGCUGAUGACCAUUGCAUUAUCAAACAUGUGGCUGGUGCUGUUAGUAUCAUCCCACUGGAAGAUGCAAAGACGUAUGUGAAUGGGAAAUGCAUUUUGGGCACUACGGAUCUACAUCAUGGUGACCGGAUCAUUCUUGGAGGUGACCACUAUUUUAGGUUCAAUCAUCCAGUAGAAGUUCAGAAAAUAAAAAGUCAAUCUUGUGGGGCUGGUCUCCAUGAGGAUGGUCAAAAGGGCUUUGAAUUUGCAAAAAACGAAUUACUGUCUGCACAAAGAGCUCAACUUGAAUCAGAAAUAGAAGAAGCGAGGCUGAAAGCUAAGGAAGAGAUGAUACAAGGAAUCCAAAUUGCAAAAGAAAUGGCUCAGGAAGAACUUUGUUCUCAGCAGAAAAAUUAUGAGACUCGGAUAAAAUCAUUAGAAGCACGGUUGCAGGAAGAAUCCCGUAGGAAACAACUGCAGGAAAUGAAUAAUCAAAUGACUGCAAAUAAAAUUCAAGAAUUGGAGAAAGCUAAGCGAGGCCUUGAGCUAGAGGUUAACUUCAACAAGAAGCGCUUGGAAAUGGAAACGUUGGCUGCCAAAGAGGUUUUAGAAGAUCACACAAUCCGCCAUGCCAAGAUACUUGAAGCUUUGGAGGCCGAGAAGCAGAAAAUUGCUCAGGAAGUUCAAACUCUUCAACAAAAUCGGGGAAAUAGGAAAAAAGAGCCGAACUGGAAUUCUUUGAAACUAUCCAUGAUGAUUAAAGAGGCCAAUGCUAUUAGCAGUAAACUGGAGAAGCACACUGUGUUUUGCAGACAUGACGCGACAGAUAAAGAAAAUGGCACUGGCCCUUGUGUGCAGGUCCGUAACAUCAGGCUGGGUGUUACAACUUUCUGGAGCAUGGAGAAGUUUGAAGACAAGCUGGCUGCAAUGAAAGAAGUCUAUGAGACAAAUAGCACCAACAAAUCAGAUGAAAUUUUUAAUGACCCCACUGAUGAAUGGGAGCCAGAUAUUUUAAAUGCAUCUGUUUCUUCCUUUUCUACAAAGAGGAGGAGUAGAAGUCUGAGGAAGAGCAAGAGGAUUUCUGGAUGUUUGUCGGAGGUAAAGAUGAGACUCCACAACUCUUAUUUACCAGGCUCAACAAAUAAACUGACCAGCCUGAGCUCUGAUGCACCUGAAUCAUUCCUUCCUAACAUUUGUAAGGAACUGAUUGUUUUGGCUUUGGAUGUAUUUGAACAUACCGGUGAAGAAGAGGAGAGCAUGGCGCAGAGCCUUUUGGAGACACUGUUCACAAUUCAUACUGGAGUCAUUGCUCUGACAAAGGCUUAUGAGCAAGAUGAAGACAGUCAAGACAACUUUUUUGUGACUGAUCAAGCUGCUCAGUCCUGCAUCAUCAUCAUUGUGUCAGCUUUCAAACAGAUUAUACUUCUAACCAAGCACUGGGGAAACUGUUUCAGAAAAAAUGAGGAAUUUGUAAAUAUUUAUGAAGAAAUGAGAGAAGAUGUGAAACAUUUGGGAGGAUACCUGCAGUUGCUUUUCCAGGGCAGCAGUUCAGAUUUGCCAUUAAUGGUAGCAGAGGCACAGAAGAAAAUAAAGGAGACAUUGAGAGAGAUGGUGAACUAUAUCGGACACUUAGCAGCACUGUCUGGCUGUGGCUUGCAUUUUGGGGUGGAAAACACCAGAGAGGCAAGGGAUCCAAAGAAACUAUUCAUGUCGGACAUCUGUGAUGGAAUGGAUACAGGAUUGUUGCAUCUUUUAGAUUGUAUACAGAAGACGUCCAGAAUAAUGCAGAAGGAACUACUAAAAUGGUACCCCCAAAAUGAGGUUCAGAAUCACAUGAAAGACAAAGCUGUGGCAUUCGCCAAAUUCCUGGAGGAUGUAAUAUCAGAUUGUAAAAAGAGAGAAAUAACAAAUCUAUUAAGGAAAGAAGAAUCCAUUGACCAGGAGUUAAAGAAAGCUUCAAGGCGAGCUGUUGAAUUCUUGGAAUUACAUCAUUGUCUAGACCAAGUAUACCAGAUGGUUACUUCUUCAUUACAAGCUUCAUACAGAAAUAGAUGUCCACUCAGGUAUUUUGUAGAGAAGAUUUGCUUCUUAGCUGGAAAUUUUAAUACUCUCUGCAUUCAACCUGCUUUGGCUACCGAUUCAGCGGAUAAACCUGUCCAAAGGAUUUCAGAACUACUUGUGGACCAAAGAGAAUUGGAUUCUGUAGCAAGGUCACUUAUUAUAAGUUUUGAACUUGAACAUGGACAGGAUGUAUUGAAACUUCAGGAUGGUUUUGUGCUGCAUGUUCAGUCUGAUGGAAAACAACUCGAAAGAAGUGACACAACAAACUUUUGGGAGGAGAAGGAAAUGCCAAAAUGUGAACUGUGGCCUGUGCCCGAAAGUUUAGGAACAUCUUCACCCAAUGGAAUACACUGGGUAUAAAAUAUUGUUUAAUGUGUGUAAUGUGGAGAAAUAGGGCACACUGUGAUUCUAGUAUCAGCAGUUGUGUUACUACCGUGCAGGCAAAUAUUUUGGAAGGCUUGGGAAAGGAAGACAUGGUGUCAACUCCUAUACUUUCCCUAGCAGGCCUUACAGACUGAAAAGAGGGGAGGGUUCACUUACGUUUAAGGGUUGUGUAGAAGAAAAUGUUGCUUUCCAUUCAACCAGGUAACUGGCAGAACCUGCAGAAGAUCCCUCACCUACACAACCAUUAAAAUAUAGAAGUCAUCAGCAGUUUUCACUCUGGAUGCCCUAUUGUUUAGCUAUGAAUGUCCUCCUAGUCAUAUGGCCUAAGUGCAUGUGAUUAUUCCAUUUUGCCUAUAAAGGCAUUCCUCAUGUGGAUCGAGUGUUAUCCUCUUAAGUGUAGGGUCUGAUUCAUUCAUUCUUCCAUCCAAAGAGUUAAGACUAUAAAUUACUCCCUACAGUGAAUAUGUGUUAUGAGGAUGGAUGGGUAGGUGGGAGUACCUCUUGCCUGUUCUUUGUACCAAGGAAUGAGGACUUCCAAUUUUGGUAGACCGGAUACAUUUCCACAGGAAUAAAAUGAGCUAAGGCGCAUAUUGGAAAAUCUGAAAAUCCAAAAUUUACGUUCAUUUCUGCUGCAUUAAUAUAGUAAAUUCAUAUUGUAAGCACAAUUGCACAAUUGAAGGCGUUGCUGGUCACCUUUCCUAGCUGUUGAAUCUAUGGAUGUUCAGUGAAGUAGAUACUGGCAGUAUUUAUUGCUUUUACCCAGGACAAAUCUAUUUAUUUUCCUUCCUUGCCCCAUCCAUCCUUUUUUUGAAAAAAUGUUUUUUUGGAUGUCAGUUUUCUAUUUUGAUAGCACACCCCUCAGCUUUAGACAUGUUUCUAUAUGUCAUAUGGAAGGCUGCAUUCAGAUUGCUAGUGGAAAGUGUACAUAACCUGCUGGAUCCCAGUUGAUACGUUAUUAAACUAAACAUUAAAAAAGUAAAUUACAGUAAAGACAUUACUUCUUACUAUCUUAGAGCCUGCUAUUUAUGUUUU
Messenger RNA from Anolis sagrei ordinatus, 6143 nucleotides. It is a transcript of the gene KIF14, whose product is annotated as kinesin family member 14. Gene Ontology annotation, molecular function: microtubule binding; microtubule motor activity; ATP binding. The record is from RefSeq and is a predicted model, not a curated record. Gene Ontology annotation, biological process: microtubule-based movement. Lineage: Eukaryota; Metazoa; Chordata; Lepidosauria; Squamata; Anolidae.